This is a messenger RNA of Cladocopium goreaui, 524 nucleotides long. The record is from the annotation of a GenBank genome assembly. Lineage: Eukaryota; Dinophyceae; Suessiales; Symbiodiniaceae.
UCAGCUCACAAGGGUGCUGUCAUGUCCACGCUGUGAGGGAAGUCACCGCAUCAUUUUCGCGUUUUCGCGAUGGUGGAAGUACAGGACUUCAGCAUUCCAGACCUGGUGACGGUGGAGUUCCGCUGGGGAACAGAAACAUUUUUUCGAACGGAGGACAGGACGCAUGGUCGCUACAUCUACCGUAGUCGAGGAACACUGGAUGGCAAGGGAGGCUUGAGACUACAAUACCAGAUGUCCAAGAGUGAGAUUGACGAGCGGGACGAUAGUGGAUGGGAGAUUUGUGGCUCGCAAGGCAAGUGCCUCUACCGCCUGCAGACCGACGCUGCGAGCCCCGGCGACUUCUUGGGCUCGCAGACCUGGGCCCGAGGCGAUCGCUCCUCCAUCACAUUGGUGGUGAUGCAAAAAGCCCGCGCCGACAUUGAACCGGGAGGAUGGAUCGAGGGUGGCCUAUUGGCUUUUGAUCGAAGGUGGUGAAAAAGAAUGGCUCUCUCCACGCUGCCGCGCUGCCGAUGUGGAAGGGUAAA